AUGUGUGGGCAUGGCAUGUCUGUGGCAAAUAGGAGGUGGCAGGCGUACCCACCCGCUAAUGAUGAAGAAAUUUGUGUAGUUGAAAGAAAAGUGAAGCGCGCUGCUGGGUAUUGCGUCAUCAACCGCGGUGAUUCGUUUCGACGUCGUCGCUCGCGUAGCAACAGUUUGGCGCCCAUAAGUCCAAUCCAUCCGCGUUCCGGCGCUGGUGGUGUUGGCAUUAGCGGCAGUGUUGGUGGCGGCAUUAAUGGCGAUUAUUUGAGUGCACAGGAGGAACCACAACAACAGCAGCCAGUCGAGGUGUUUCGUGUCGAUAUGCUCGGUGCGCCUGGUGUGGGUAAACAAGCGUUAAUACAGCAAUUCCGGACGUCCGACUGCAUUAAUGCGUACGAUGGACCAGAAUGUGACGUGGCGGAGCAGAAUAUUUCAAUAAUUCUAAAUGGCAUCGAAUCGGAAUUGAAAUUCUCGACGGGCCAGCAGGAUAACAAGGAGGAACUGGAAAAGGCUGAUGCUUUUCUUGUGAUCUACUCUUGCAUUGACAAGGAGUCAUUCACACGCGCCAAACAUAUUCUCUCACGACUGCAGGACAUGGAUUUGACACGUACUCGUCCGAUUAUUUUGGUGGCGAAUAAAAUUGAUUUAGCACGCUCGCGUGCGGUCUCCUCGCAAGAUGGCAAAUGUGUCGCUUGCACUUUUGGCGCGAAAUUCAUUGAAGUCUCGGCUGGCAUCAAUCACAAUUGCGACGACUUACUGGCUGGCACUUUGACACAAAUUCGUCUCAAAAAGGAUCAAAAUUUACUGCAAGGCAAUCGAGAUGGCGCCUCCUCGCCAGCGCAUUGGUAUAAGAGUCGUAGCGUUGUGUUGGCCAGCAUGAAAGCACGCCAAAUGCUCACCUGGAUACUGGGUAAAGAGGAUUCGAAAUUUAAACAUUGCGAGAAUUUGCAAGUACUCUAAAGAGUAGCAGCACGAAUGGUAUGCGGAGAAAUAAAUAUUAUCGGAUUGGCAGAGAAAUGUAAUUAAGCCGUAUGUAUUUACUUAGCUAUGCAUCUACAUGUGUAUAAUGAAAAUAAGCGAAACGAAGUAGUAUGUGGGUGUAGAUAAAAGAUUUCGUAAUAAUAUAGGUAUCUAACGUAUAUGUAAUAUACCAUUUAACUACUUUAAUUAUAUACAUAUGUACAUAUGUGUGUAUGUAUGUGUAUUUCUAUAUUGGGUUAAGUGUAUUAAGUACUAAAACUUACUUGAAAGUCUCUAGGUUAGGUGUGACAUGAAUCAAUAUUCUUAUACCGAUUGUAGGUAGAUUACCCUUAGAUAUAGUUAUGUAGAUAUGUUGUAUAUAAUUGUAAAAAAAAAAAUCUAUCUGAAAAUGUCAUAGUUUAACAGCAAUGUAAUAAUAGCACUGUAUAUUAUGUAUACUUUAGCGGCUGCUUAAGUGCUGUUAAGCUAUUGUAUCUACAUACCUAUGUAUAUCCGUGGUGAUACAUUUUUUUUAAUAAAAUCAAAACCUUAAGAAUAAAACCAAAUGCCCUUU
This is a messenger RNA of Rhagoletis zephyria (snowberry fruit fly), 1525 nucleotides long. RefSeq names its product GTP-binding protein RAD-like. The record is from RefSeq and is a predicted model, not a curated record. Lineage: Eukaryota; Metazoa; Arthropoda; Insecta; Diptera; Tephritidae. Gene Ontology annotation, cellular component: plasma membrane. Gene Ontology annotation, molecular function: GTPase activity; GTP binding; calcium channel regulator activity. Gene Ontology annotation, biological process: negative regulation of high voltage-gated calcium channel activity.